CUAGCUUCACUGUAGCGCACUGAAAUUGAGCUACACUCUUUAUCUGUCAAGGGAAGCAGAAUUCAAAACAAAACACAACUGGAAUAUAUUUAUUUAUAUACCAUUGUGAUUUACUAACAUGCUUCUCCUAAUCAACAUCUUUCUAGUCCUGUGGACUUCAGGUGUUGGGGGACAAGAGAAACUUUGUGAAUUUCCUGAAAUAAAACAUGGAAACCUAUAUGAUGAAAACAGUUACAAACCAUUAUUUCCAGUUCCUGUGGGAAAUUUUUUCUAUUAUUCCUGUGAAUGUAGUUUUAUUUCUUCUUCAAAACUCUAUUGGACUCGCAUAACAUGCACGGAGGAAGGAUGGUCACCAACACCAAAGUGUCUCAAACAGUGCUUUUUCCCUUGGGUGGAAAAUGGUCAUUCUGAAUCUUCAGGACAAACAUCCCUGGAAGGCACCACUGUACAAAUUACGUGUGAUACAGGCUACAACCUUCAAAAUAAUAAGAGCGCCAUUUUGUGUACAGAAGGUGGCUGGUCCUCUCCUCCCAAAUGCAGACCCAUCAAAUCUGCAGAUAAGUGUGGACCCCCUCCAACUAUUAACAAUGGAGAUAUUACAUCCUUCUUGUUAAAAGAAUAUCCCCUAGGAGCAACAGUUGAGUACCGUUGCCAGUCUUUCUAUGAACUCUGGGGCUCCAGAUAUGUAACAUGUAGAGAUGGAGAAUGGUCAGAAACACCAAGAUGCUUAGAUGCAUGUGUAAUAUCUGAAGCAAACAUGAACGAAAAUAAUAUAAAGUUAAGAUGGAUAUCUCAAAGAAAACUUUAUGUAAAAACAGGAGAUAUUGUUGAAUUUGAAUGCAAUUUUGGAUAUGAGAAAAAGACAUCAAGACAAUCAUUUCGAGCAACUUGUAGGGAAGGGAAGCUGGAGUAUCCCAGAUGUGAAUAAAAUAAGCAUGUUUAUCCUGAAUGUGCAUAUUUAAAGUA
This is a messenger RNA of Choloepus didactylus (southern two-toed sloth), 966 nucleotides long. RefSeq names its product complement factor H-related protein 2-like. The record is from RefSeq and is a predicted model, not a curated record. Bases 119 to 928 code for a protein of 269 amino acids. Lineage: Eukaryota; Metazoa; Chordata; Mammalia; Pilosa; Megalonychidae. The transcript has 5 exons.